Molecule: messenger RNA, 333 nt
Organism: Colletotrichum tamarilloi
Lineage: Eukaryota; Fungi; Ascomycota; Sordariomycetes; Glomerellales; Glomerellaceae
Exons: 1
Coding region: 1-333 (110 amino acids)
Source: RefSeq, a predicted model, not a curated record
AUGUUGGCCUUUCUGUCAACCACAUUGCAAAUCCCAGGCGGCCAGUUUCCUUAUAACUAUCUCACUGAGAGUCUCAGAAACUUAUGCGAUACUACCGCCAAUAAAACAAUUGGAGAUGAGAACAUCCUGUUCUGGCUUUUGAUGGUGUGCGCGAUCUCAGUCUUCGAGGCCGAGGAGGCUUGGUUGCGGCCUCUGUGGUUGAAAUCAGGAGUAGAGCGCUUGUCGUGGGUAAGCGCACGAUCUCGGUUGCAGGGCGUCAUGUGGAUAGACAGAUUACAGGGAGAACUCGGCAGCAAAAUUUGGGCGAAGCUUGCUUUGAUAGAAUGGGUGUGA